Messenger RNA from Candidula unifasciata, 1485 nucleotides. NCBI's taxonomy places the organism in Eukaryota, Metazoa, Mollusca, Gastropoda, Stylommatophora, Geomitridae. The record is from the annotation of a GenBank genome assembly.
AUGCUGUCCAAGAGCCUGAUGUCGUUGCUGUCGUUGGUUGUGGUUGUUGCUGUUGUUGCUGUCAGCGCCAGACCUAGCCCAGACAGCUAUGACACGGAUGACUGGUUCGACCACCAGGUUGAUGGAAGAAACGACGAUUAUUUGGACUGGCUGGACGACAAGUACGACGACUACUACGACACGGAUAGCUACCGCGAUCAGAAGUUCCACCUCUUUCUGACCAUCACCAAAUCUCUGAGGAGUGCGGAGUUUGACAGCGUCUCACUCAGCAGGCUCUACAAGACAUUCCUCAGGGGUGUCUUGAGCAAGCGUUACAGGGGAGGUAAACACGACUACGACUUGAGGCACUACGACUCGGAUCACCAUGACGACAGUGAUGAAUGGGACGAUUACUUCGACGAAGAUGACUUCCAUUACAGGUAUGACGACGACCUCAAGGAGGAAAAGACCAAGAAGCUCUUCAUGUACUAUUUGAAGUUCAGGGCCCACUACCAGGCUCAGAAGGAGAUAGAGCGCAUCGUCAAACAUAAGGAGGAGAAAGCCAGAAAACAAUUCGCUUUAUUCUCAGAGCUGGUUUCCUUUGUAGAGAAGACGAGGGUUCAACAUGAUAUAGCUGAAAAAUUCUCCAAGUUUGUUGACCUGAAGCUGAAGCCCAAGUUUGACUCCUUCAAGAAGUGCUUCUACCAUGAGCAGUGCGACAAGGACGACUACCACGACUUCGAUGCCUACAGAUCUGGAGAAUUCAAGCAAUGCUUCAGCAUGGUUGGCGGUAAAGACUACGAGGACGACGGUAAACAUUUCGAACUGUUCCUGAAGCUCUACAAGUCGGUGAGACUGAUCUCCCACUCCAGUGACAGCCAUGAGGAGGACGACAGUUUCCCAGACUGGGACUUCCACAACGACCAUCACGACGAUGAUGACCACCAUUAUGAUGACGACGAUGACGAUGAGUGGAAGGACAAACAUCCUAUCUACCGGUAUUUUGCUUACCUCCACAAACACCUGUACAACAACAACCCGCUGGAUGUCUUGGACAAGCAGAGAAACUACAAGGACCCAUCCUAUGACAAAUUCUUGUUUUUCGCUAUAAGGGCUUACAAGGAACUGAAGGACGAGAAAGCCAUGAAGGACAGACAGGAGAAGCUGGAGGCAAUCUUCGCUCACUUCCUGAGGUUUAUCACACACCAGGAGGACAAUGUCAGAACAAACAGCGCCUUUUACAAGUUCCAGAAGUGGCGAGAAGUUAGGGAUCACAAAGAGAAACUUGACGAGUUUGCCGCUUCUCUCAGGAAGGUGUCCCAGCUGAAAGGCUCAGAUGCUCUAUGGGCUGGAAAGGAUGAUCUGCUUCAGAAGUUUGACCACUUCUUUGAACACAAGAAACAUGAUUACAGAGAAGACAGCUACGAGCAGAAUUACCGUGAUUACCCAUUCUCGACAUAUGGCUACAGAAAGCAAAGACCAUACUGGAAUAGAAAAGACUGGUAA